Messenger RNA from Culicoides brevitarsis, 2160 nucleotides. Its product is annotated as mRNA export factor GLE1. Bases 1 to 2160 code for a protein of 719 amino acids. The transcript has 5 exons. The record is from RefSeq and is a predicted model, not a curated record. NCBI's taxonomy places the organism in Eukaryota, Metazoa, Arthropoda, Insecta, Diptera, Ceratopogonidae.
AUGGUCGAUAUUCUUGCAUUACGAAGAGAAACGAAAAUUUCUCAGUUAUUGAAGUCAGAAGGAGCUUUUUCCCAUGAACAUCAAAUACCUGGAUGGCAAAAUCUUUUAUUAUGCGAGAAGUUACCAAUGUACAAAUUUCCUUUCAAAGUUAAUUUUAGUCGAAAUGUUGUUGGAAAGAAACUUUGGAGAAAUCAUCCUUAUGAUAUUCGUUCCAUCUCUUACAAUUUUGGUUACGAUGCACUUCAUGACCCGCAUUUGAGGAAAUUUUUCAACAAAUCCAUUAACAAUGAACGACUUCAAUUUCAUUCUUUGACUGAUAAAGAUACAGAUGGAGUCUUGUGUGAUUUAAAGACGUUUAACAACUUUAGAAAGUAUCUUUUUGAAUUGUUUUUGAUCGAAAUUCAUCGAAAAAUGAAGGAAAUUGACCGAAUUGAGAAACAACGACUUAUUCUGCGAAAAAUUGAGGACAAAAUUUACAAAUCAGAACUCAAACAAAGUUAUCAAAGGUCACACGAAGAGAUUUUGAAGGAAAUUCAAGAAGAACGUCAUAAGCGUUUGCAAAGCCUUCAACACAAAUUCAAACAAACAAUUUCGAUGCACGAGACAAAAAAACUGAAUCUUUUCACCGAGUUUCGUGUUCGAGCAUUCCAUCGAUCCAAUUUAAUCAGAUGUCGACUUUCAAUUCAACGCGAAAAACAAAGACGUCGUCGCAUAAAUCUCAUUCUACGAUUUCAAGCAAAGUUUCGACAUCAUCAAAAUGUUUUGCAAAAUCGUCUCGUUAACAAACAACAAGAUAAACUUCGAAAAGUUCGUGAACGAUGGCACGCCAUUCUUGCUUUUCGUGAAAACUACAACAACAAAAGGGAAAUUUUACUUGCGGAAAAUGAGCGAGAGAUGCAAAGAAACGUUGAACGACGAAAAGAAAAAUUGGAGAAAGCCAAGCAACGAAUGAAUGAAAAGUUUAUGCAAUACAAAGCGGCUCAAGUGAGAAAACGUUACAAACACUUUCACAAAGAAAAUGUGAAAAAAGCGAUGCGGAACGGGAUGAUGUCAAAAAUGCGUCGAUUGCAAAAAAAGAAAAGGGCAAAACGUGAGAAAAGUUUGUUCAGUAUCGAAAAUGACGAAUUCACGAGUAAAGAUAAAUUAAUUGUUAUUGCUGAGCCGAAGGAAAUUGAAAGUUCAGAAGUUAUGAGUAAUCGAGAAAGUUUUUAUUCGAUAACGAAGAGCAAAAACAAGUCAUACACGAAUUCGAGCUUUGAAGAAAUUCCAUCGCAAGAAGAGAAAAUCGACCGAAAUACAAUAAACGCUGCUGUAGAUAAAGCCUUUGAAGCAUUUGAAUUCCUGAAAUCGAUUCAAAAUAACUUGAGUAUUAUUGAAAUUGCAAAGGAGAUUAUUGAAAUAUUCAUUCAAACGCCAGACAAUAUUCUCCCGUUUGACGAUGCUGUUAUCCAAUACGCCCAAUUACGUGCUCGCUCGACAAUGGAAUCCGUUAAAGAUGAAGUUAUGCAAGAAGUGCAAUCCAUAAUUAUUGCCAACAAAGAUGUUCUAUGCGGGAAAUCAAAGUCAUCGUCAACUGUGAAAUCCAAAUCUAAAAGUGUCGUUUUCGACGAGAAAUUGAAUUCCGUCUCGAUUGAAACUCUUUCAAGUGAAGUAACAUUUAAAUCUGUUAAAAAUCGUGUUCCAACGCCGACAACUUCUUUACAUGACUUGGUUUCCAUUACGUUGGAGGCAGAAAAUGAAGAUCCUGAAAUUCCUGAAGAAAGUAAUACUUUGGAGUUAAUUCACUUGUCGAAAGGACAAAAACUCUUGAUGGAACGAAAUUGUGUUCUUUUUCGGAAAUUGUUGAAACAAAGUGUCUUGCAAAGAUGUCUGGCAGCUAUCGAUCUUACAACAAUGAUGAUUGCGACGAAAGUGAAUGAAAAUCUCAUUGGCAUCGAUAUUGAGUAUUUAAUUGAAGUCGUUGGAGAAUCACUUGUUCGACUUCCCACCGAAGACCUUCAAUUUGGAAGUAAUUUACUUCUGGCAACGAAUGUCUUAUCAACUCAAGUUUUGUUAGAACUGAGAGUUACUUUGUAUGAAAUGUGUGGGUGUCGCGAAGUAUCAUGUUUAACGUGUUUGCAAAGCUUCAGUUUAAGUGAAAAUAAAUCGUUAGUUGAUUGA